This is a messenger RNA of Ananas comosus (pineapple), 1778 nucleotides long. RefSeq names its product hexose carrier protein HEX6-like. The coding region runs from base 88 to 1650 and encodes 520 amino acids. Lineage: Eukaryota; Viridiplantae; Streptophyta; Magnoliopsida; Poales; Bromeliaceae. The record is from RefSeq and is a predicted model, not a curated record. Gene Ontology annotation, molecular function: monosaccharide transmembrane transporter activity. Gene Ontology annotation, cellular component: membrane. Gene Ontology annotation, biological process: monosaccharide transmembrane transport. The transcript has 4 exons.
CCCCAAACCACCAGUGCAGAAAGAUCAUCUCCUUCAAAUCCCCCCUUCUGUAGACUCUCCUGCCUGCUCUCCUCGCGCUCUCUAACCAUGGCCGGCGGAGUGCACAAAAACCACGAGACGACGCCGACGUACGAAGGAAGGAUCACAACGAAGUACGAAGGAAGGAUCACCGCCUUCGUCGUGCUCUCGUGCAUCACCGCCGCCAUGGGUGGGGUCAUCUUCGGCUACGACAUCGGAGUUUCCGGGGGAGUGACUUCAAUGGAGCCAUUCCUGAAGAAAUUCUUCCCGGCGGUAUACAAGAGGAUGCAAGAGGAGGCCGGGGAGGUCAGCAACUACUGCAAGUUCGACAGCCAGCUGCUGACGGCGUUCACGUCGUCAUUAUACGUCGCCGGCCUCGUCGCCACCCUGCUCGCCUCGCGGAUAACUGGGGGAGCCGGCCGCCGCACCUCGAUGCUCCUCGGCGGUGCCGCCUUUGUCGCAGGCACGGCGGUCGGCGGGGCUGCCAUCGACGUCUACAUGCUCAUCCUCAGCAGGCUUCUGCUCGGCGUCGGCCUCGGCUUCGCGAACCAGGCCGUUCCACUGUACCUCUCAGAAAUGGCGCCGCCGCAGUACCGAGGAGCAUUCAACAACAGCUUUCAGUUCAGCAUCGGUUUGGGCGCGCUGUCAGCCAGCCUCAUCAACUACGGCACCGAGAAGAUCAAGGGCGGCUGGGGGUGGCGCGUCUCCCUGGCAUUGGCCGCCGUCCCCGCCGCGCUGCUCACUCUCGGCGCGCUCUUCCUCCCGGAAACCCCCAACAGCCUCAUCCAACAGGGCAAGGCCGACCGCCGCAACGUCGCCAACCUCCUGCAGAGGAUAAGGGGGUGCGAGGACGUCGGCGCGGAGCUGGACGACCUCAUUGCGGCCAGCGAUGCCGCCGCGAAGAUUCCCCCCGGCCGCAGGCAGUUCGAAGCCAUUGCGCGGCGAGAGUACCGCCCGCAGCUCGUGAUGGCCGUCUUGAUACCUUUCUUCCAGCAAGUCACCGGGAUCAACGUGAUCGCAUUCUACGCGCCGAUCCUCUUCCGGACCGUGGGGUUGGCCGAGGGCGCGUCGUUGCUAUCGGCAGUCGUCACGGGCGUUGUCGGCGCGGGCUCCACAUUCAUCGCGAUGAUGGCGGUCGACCGGCUCGGCCGGCGAGCCUUGCUCAUGAUCGGAGGGAUCCAAAUGUUCGCCGCGCAGGUGAUCGUCGGGGGAGUGAUAGCGGCGAAGCUCGGGGACGAGGGGGGGAUGAGCGAGGGAUAUGCGUACCUGGUGCUGGUGAUGAUCGGCGUGUACGUGGCCGGGUUCGGGUGGUCGUGGGGCCCGCUGGGGUGGCUGGUGCCGAGCGAGAUAUUCCCGCUGGAGGUGCGGACGGCGGGGCAGAGCAUUACGGUGGCGGUCAGCUUCUUGUUCACCUGCGUCGUGGCGCAGACGUUUCUGGCGAUGCUCUGCCGUCUCAAGGCGGGGAUCUUCUUCUUCUUCGGCGGGUGGCUGCUGGUCAUGACUGCUUUUGUGUAUCUGUUGCUGCCGGAGACCAAGAACUUGCCCAUAGAGCAGAUUGGAUUGGUGUGGAGAGAGCACUGGUUCUGGAAGAGGAUUGUGGCCGGGGGUGAUCCGGUUGGGGGAGCAAAGUGAACGAUCAUUUUGUUCUUGAGAUUGAUCAAUUGUUGGGAUCCCGUAUGUCAGUCACACCCCAAAAUUUGAAAAAUAAAAAAAAAAAUUUAAAUUACAAAGACCUUUCUUACAAAUAUUCCUUCUUUUUU